CUUGCCAAGCAUCAGAGAAUCCAUGCUGGAGAAAAACCUUAUGAAUGUAAGAAAUAUGGGAAGGCUUUGAGAGAGCAAUCUAUUCCUGUUGAACAUGAGAGAAUUCACACAGAAAAACAAUCUUACAUAUGCAUUCAGUAUGGAAAAGAUUUUCAAUAUUAUUCCAAAUUUGCUCAACAUCAGAGAAUCCACACUGGAGACAAGCUUUAUGACUGUAAGCAAUGUGGAAAGGCUUUCACAAAGCGCUACUACCUUAAUACACACCAGAGAAUCCACACUGGAGAAAAGCCUUAUGAAUGUAAUGUAUGUGGAAAGGCUUUCACCCUGAACAGCAGUCUUACUUCCCAUCAGAGAAUCCACACUGGAGAAAAGCCUUAUGAAUGUAAUGAAUGUGGAAAGACUUUCAUGCGGAGUUACAGUCUUCUUGAACAUCAGAGAAUCCAUACUAGAGAGAAGCCCUAUGAAUGUAACAAUUGUGGAAAGACUUUCAAAUGGCACUCUAAUCUUGCUAGGCAUCAGAGAAUGCACUCUGGACAGAAGCCUUAUCAAUGUAAUGAAUGUGGAAAGACUUUCACACACUGCUCCAGUCUUACUAAACAUCAGAGAAUCCACACUAGAGAGAAGCCUUAUGAAUGUAAUGUAUGUGGAAAGGCUUACAUAAAGAGCUCCAGUCUUCUUGAACAUCAGAAAGUCCACACUGGAGAGAAGCCUUUUAAAUGUAAUGAAUGUGCAAAGACUUUCACAGAUCGCUCCAGUCUUACUAAACAUCAGAGAAUCCACACUGGAGAGAAGCCUUAUGUAUGUACUGAAUGUGGAAAGACUUUCACAUAUCAUUCCAGUCUUGCUGUCCAUCAGAAAAUCCACACUGGGGAGAAGCCUUAUGAAUGUAAUGAAUGUGGGAAGGCUUUCAUACAGCGUCACAGUCUUCUUGAACAUCAGAGAAUACACACUGGAGAGAAGCCUUAUAGAUGUAAUGAAUGUGGAAAGACGUUCAUGCGCAGUUAUAGUCUUCUUGACCAUCAGAGAAUCCACAUUGGAGAGAAGCCUUAUGAAUGUAAUGAAUGUGGAAAGGCUUUCAUACGGAGUUACUGUCUUCGUAAACAUCAGAGAAUCCACACUGGAGAGAAGCCUUAUGGAUGUAAUGAAUGUGGAAAGGCUUUCACAAAGCGCUCCUACCUUGAUGCACAUCAGAGAAUCCACACUGGAGAGAAGUCUUAUGGAUGUAAUGAAUGUGGAAAGGCUUUCACACAGUGCAGCAGUCUUGGUAAACAUGAGAAAAUCCACAUUGGACAGAAAUCUCAUGGAUGUGGAACCCUUCAGACUAAGCUGAAAUCUUGCUUAACAGAGAGUGCACAUUAGCAAAAUACUUUUGAGUGUCUGGAUCAUGGUAAAGUUUUUAGUAUAUAUUAGUCUCUGACUAGACUUGGGAGAUCCCAUACUAAAUGUAAAAUCUCAUUUAUACAAUCCAAGUGACAAAACAUCCAGGCUCACUUCAUUCCGGAAUUGCCUCCAGAAAAUUCCUAGCAGAUUGAAAUCAUGGAUAAAGGCAUAAAGAUGGAAGACAGUGCUUGUUAGUCAGCAUCAAUUUUCUGCUUGGGAAGAAAUCUCCUAUCAACUUGGCAUGGGAAGAUCUUUUAGCCCAGGUUCAUUUCUGACUUUAUAUCUGAGGAUACGGAAUAGAGAGAAGACUUACAAAUGUGCUGAAUGAUGACUUGCCCUUACCUGGAAGCUAAAGGUCAGUAUAAAUCAUAAUAUUCACACUGGAACGAAAUAAUAUGCAAAAUGUAUUUGCAGAAAGGCUUUCACCUGGAUCUUUGAGUAGAAAUCUUACUGUGGAUGAAACACAUAAAUAUAAUGAAUGAGGCAAGGCCUCUUCAUACAGCUCAGAU
Molecule: messenger RNA, 1889 nt
Organism: Sarcophilus harrisii (Tasmanian devil)
Lineage: Eukaryota; Metazoa; Chordata; Mammalia; Dasyuromorphia; Dasyuridae
Product: zinc finger protein OZF-like
Exons: 1
Biological process (GO): negative regulation of transcription by RNA polymerase II
Molecular function (GO): DNA-binding transcription repressor activity, RNA polymerase II-specific
Source: RefSeq, a predicted model, not a curated record